ACAUAAACAAGAAAGUACCAUAAACACACGUGUGGAUUUCAAAACUUAUUUCAUGAUUGACUUUUUCAAAUAACACAUCAAAAAUGACAUCCAGUCUUCCACAAAAAAAAUUUUACAGACAAAGAGCACAUUCUAAUCCCAUGUCAGAUCACAGUGUUGAAUAUCCUUUGAACCCUGAGAGUAUGGACUGGUCAGACAUUUACCCACAAUUCUCUAGUAAAAAUGGAGGUGAUGAUAAUAAAUUGGUAGAAUUUGCAGACGUAGGGUGUGGUUAUGGUGGAUUGUUAGUUGAUUUAUCCCCCAUGUUUCCUGACACUUUGAUGGUUGGCAUGGAGAUCAGAGUUAAAGUUUCAGAUUAUGUUAAAGACCGAAUCCAAGCUUUAAGAACACAGAACCCUGAGAAGUACCAGAAUAUAGCAUGUAUUAGGACAAAUGCCAUGAAAUUUUUACCAAAUUUCUUCAGAAAAGGACAAUUAAAGAAAAUGUUUUUCUUGUUUCCUGAUCCACAUUUUAAGAAGACUAAACACAAAUGGAGAAUUAUUAGUCAGACCUUGUUAGCAGAGUAUGCUUAUGUUAUAGCUGUUGGGGGUAUAGUGUAUACUAUCACAGAUGUUAAAGAUCUCCAUGAUUGGAUGGUCAGCCAUUUUGAUGAGUUUCCAUUGUUUGAAAGAAUUCCUGAUACUGAAUUGGAAUCUGACCAAGUUGUAGAAAAACUGUACAUCAGCACAGAAGAAGGUCAAAAGGUCACAAGAAACAAAGGGGACAAAUUCUUGGCAGUGUAUAGACGAAUUGUAGACCCUUAUCAACAGACAGACAAAUACAACAUGGAUAAUUCAUAACAAAGGGAGAUAAUAAGACAGAAAUAUCAAUUUAUAAAUUCUAAUUUUAUGUUACAGAAAUAUCAUAGAUUCUUGUUCGUUGUUAUUCCAGAAAUUGUGUCAAUAGCAUGAAAUUAUUAUGAUUUACUGUAAACCAACAAAUUGUAGAGAGUGAAUUAUUUCAAUUACAUUGUAAGAAGACUAAGUAGAAAAUAAUAUGAAUAUAAAACAUCAUGCAUACGUCCAACUUUGAUCUUUGUAUAUAUUUUUUUUAAUUUGACCCAGUAGUUAAAUUAAAAGCAGGUCAUCCCAUUGUAGUCUUGCAAUAGUUACUGAAGACCCCUUAUCAUUAUUAAAAUUAGUUUUCAAGUUGUGA
This is a messenger RNA of Mytilus californianus (California mussel), 1194 nucleotides long. Its product is annotated as tRNA (guanine-N(7)-)-methyltransferase-like. Gene Ontology annotation, biological process: tRNA methylation; RNA (guanine-N7)-methylation. The record is from RefSeq and is a predicted model, not a curated record. NCBI's taxonomy places the organism in Eukaryota, Metazoa, Mollusca, Bivalvia, Mytilida, Mytilidae. Gene Ontology annotation, cellular component: tRNA methyltransferase complex. The coding region runs from base 84 to 839 and encodes 251 amino acids. The transcript is spliced from 6 exons. Gene Ontology annotation, molecular function: tRNA (guanine(46)-N7)-methyltransferase activity.